AUGGAGCCCAGUGUACGACAGGUCGGCUGGCGAAUUCUCCUCGGUGUCUAUCCACCUGAGUUCAAUGGUAAGGAACGCCUCGCUCUACUCCACAACAAAGUUGAGAAGUAUGACAAACUCAAAGAGGUUUGGAAAAAAGCCUAUCAACAGGGUCUAUUGACCAAAGCGCAAAUUGAAGCAAUCACUCUGGCCUGCGUAGACGUUGUUCGUACUGAUCGGUCUCAUCCCUUCUACCACAAUGAUGUCAAGAACAAUCGUGUCGCCCAACUCUUUGACAUCCUUGCUACCUACGCCAUCUACCAUCCAGCGAUUGGCUAUCAUCAGGGUAUGUCAAACAUCGCCAGCCUCUUACUAUAUGCCCAGGGGAAUGAAGGCAUGGCAUACCUUUGCCUCUGUGCCCUCAUGAAACGUCUAAUUCCUAAAUUCUACCCCCAACAUGAUCAGGUCAUGAUGAUUACUCAAAUGCAAAACCUCCACGACCUCCUUGUCUUCACGGACUACAAAAUGUCACAAUUUCUGCGAAUGCACAAUCUGGGCAAUAUGUUCUUUACAGAACGUUGGCUUCUACUUGAACUGAUUCGAGAAUUUCCCUUCGAGCAAGCCCUCCACAUUGCUGAAGUUCAAUGGGCUUCUAUUGCAAUGGUUGCUCAAACUUGGCCGGAAGUCGGUUCCACUGCCUUAUAUACUCAACUGGGCAUUGAACGCUGUCCUGCGGUUUUCGAGGAGAAAGAUACCCAUUAUUCCUGCUGUGAUUCGAACUUGAUAAACAGUCUUAUUGGUGAACAGUUUCAGUAUAAACAGCCGCCAAUUCAAUCUAAUGAGCCCUUGCAUUUCUCCACCCAGAGGAAGAGUCGAGAUUUUAGUGCAUCUGGUUAUGAAGGAGAUCCGGUGCAUAUGAAGGACUGGGUGGUGGAAUUGCCUUCGCCAGAUGCUAUUGGACGUGGAAAUAACCCUUUCCUUCUAUUUAUAUGUCUCUCAAUGAUACUCGAGUACAGUGAUGUUAUUUAUGAGGAGGUACAUGACGUUUGUGAUCUGUUUCAUCUCUUCCAGACUUACAAUAAGCGGCAUAAUAUUUGGAGUAUUCUGAACCGAGCUAGGUCAUUGUUUGAUGCCUAUUUGAAGGAUCAGGAGAUGAAGAGGAAAUAUUUUUCUUAG
Rodentolepis nana is the source of this 1155-nucleotide messenger RNA. NCBI's taxonomy places the organism in Eukaryota, Metazoa, Platyhelminthes, Cestoda, Cyclophyllidea, Hymenolepididae. The record is from the annotation of a GenBank genome assembly.